GAAUCGUUCGAAACUGCCUGCGUCAUCGAGGAAGACGUGGAGCUUCAUCCAUUUGCCUUCCGUACCCAUGCUCACCGCCACGGUGUUGAAGUCUCCGGAUGGGUGGUUAAUGAGAACGAGAAGGGUGAAGAUGAAUGGUUCCUGAUCGGUAGACGUGAUCCUCAACUGCCACAGAUGUUCGUACCGGUGAAGAACAAUUCGAUGGUCAUUCGCCAGGGUGACAUGGUUGCUGCCAGAUGCAUUCUGAAAAACGAUGAAGAUCGCUAUAUCAAGAUGGGACCAACGGGUGAAGAUGAGAUGUGCAAUUUCUACAUGAUGUAUUGGACCGAUGGCGACAGGACGCUGAACGACAACACCUGCUUCUCUCCGGGAGCUCCUGUUUAUCACUGGAAAUCGGAGGCCGGGUUGAACCACAUUCCAAAGUGA
Molecule: messenger RNA, 426 nt
Organism: Cooperia oncophora
Lineage: Eukaryota; Metazoa; Nematoda; Chromadorea; Rhabditida; Trichostrongylidae
Source: the annotation of a GenBank genome assembly